Messenger RNA from Clupea harengus (Atlantic herring), 2680 nucleotides. Its product is annotated as NEDD8-activating enzyme E1 catalytic subunit-like. Gene Ontology annotation, biological process: protein neddylation. Gene Ontology annotation, molecular function: NEDD8 activating enzyme activity. Gene Ontology annotation, cellular component: cytoplasm; nucleus. NCBI's taxonomy places the organism in Eukaryota, Metazoa, Chordata, Actinopteri, Clupeiformes, Clupeidae. The record is from RefSeq and is a predicted model, not a curated record.
GUGUCGACACCCGAACAAUUUAGAUGAUCAAAAUGACGCUUAACUUUUCAUUUAUAUUUUGUAUUGCCUAUGUUUGUCUUCGUCUUGGAUUUUGCCAAUAAUGUAGCCCACAGCCUAGCACAGCUUAUGUUGUCCAUGUGUUUGUCACCUGGAAUCUUCACUGUAGACUUCUUGACUCUCGUCUGGUUUACGUGCAAUGAAAUGUGGUAUUAAUAUGAUCGUUUUGCGUAUUUUAGAUACAAAAUGCACCACUUCCUCUGCAACUAUAACAUUGUACAUUGUAACAUUGUACUCGGUCCCAUAGGGGGCACUGCUGAGCUCAAACAAACUCAACUUCCCUGUUUUUUAAUAAUAGAUUACAAUACGUUCAAUUGGGUCAUUUCACACAGGUCGGUAGAAAAAACUGUCAACGGCUCUGAUUUCACAUAUAAACAUUAUCUGAGAUAUUAAAGGACUAUAAUGAACUUGAAACGGCACCCUAAAGUAUCUAUUUCCAAUCAAAAACAGGUUCGUCCUUCAUUUAAAAAACGUUUUUACAUGAAGUAGUAAUGCACCAGCUUAUGGUUUUGCUGAAGAGCUAACCUGACCCCAGUUCAGCUUUAUCUGCAUUCUAGAGUGGUAAUCAAACGAAAGGACACAUUUUGCUGCUGAUCUGGAUGCAGUAAGGCAUUCUGGGAAGGCAUGGGACUGUGAAAGUAUGGCGGAUGGGGAAGAGCCGGAGAAGAAAAGAAGGAGAAUAGAGGAGCUGACUGAGAAGUUAGUGAUGAAAUGCUAAAAGCUGGCUUCAGAAUGGCAGUAGAUGAAGGGCACACAAGCUGUGACUGGGAAGGACGCUGGAACCAUGUGAAGAAAUUCCUGGAGAGACCCGGUCCUUUUACCCACCCGGACUUUGAACCAAGCACUGAGACUCUUCAGUUUUUACUAGAAACAUGCAAGAUACUGGUAAUUGGAGCUGGAGGGCUUGGCUGUGAGCUUCUCAAAAAUCUGGCGCUGUCUGGAUUUCAACAUGUACAUGUAGUUGAUAUGGACACAAUUGAUGUCUCAAAUCUCAACAGGCAGUUCCUCUUUAGGCCAAAAGAUGUGGGACGGCCCAAGGCUGAAGUGGCAGCAGACUUCAUCAACAACCGUGUCCCUGGAUGUGAUGUUGUCCCGCACUUUCAGAAAAUCCAGGACUUCGAUGAAUCUUUUUACAGACAAUUCCACAUAAUUGUCUGUGGGCUGGAUUCCAUCAUUGCCAGGAGGUGGAUGAACGGCAUGCUGCUGUCUCUGCUUACGUAUGAUGAUGGCGUGCUGGAUCCCAGCUCUAUCAUCCCUCUCAUUGAUGGAGGGACGGAGGGCUUUAAGGGCAACGCCCGGGUCAUCCUCCCCGGCAUGACCGCCUGCAUCGACUGCACCCUGGAGCUCUACCCCCCUCAGAUUAAUUUCCCCAUGUGCACCAUUGCGUCCAUGCCUCGGUUACCUGAGCACUGUGUGGAGUACGCCCGCAUGCUACAGUGGCCCAAAGAGAAGCCAUUUGGAGAUGACGUAUUCCUGGAUGGGGAUAAUCCAGAGCACAUCCAGUGGGUGUUCCAGAAGGCCCAGGAAAGGGCAGCUGAGUUCAGCAUUACUGGAGUCACUUACCGCCUCACACAGGGUGUGGUCAAGAGGAUUAUCCCUGCUGUUGCAUCAACCAAUGCUGUAAUAGCGGCUGCGUGUGCGACCGAAGUCUUUAAAAUCGCCACAAGUGCUUAUGUUCCCUUAAAUAACUACUUGGUGUUCAAUGAUGUGGAUGGGUUGUACACUUACACCUUUGAAGCUGAGAAAAAGGAGAACUGCACAGCCUGUAGCCAGGUCCCUCAGAAGCUGCAGUUCCCCCCCUCGGCCAAGCUGCAGGAGGUGCUGGAGUACCUGACGGAGAACUCCUCUCUGCAAAUGAAAUCUCCGGCCAUAACAGCAACACUGGAAGGAAAGAAUAAAACGCUUUAUCUACAGACGGUUGCCUCGAUUGAAGAGAGAACAAGACCGAAUCUUUGCAAAACUUUAAAAGAACUGGGCUUGGCAGAUGGACAGGAACUGGCCGUGGCUGACGCCACCACCCCUCAGACCGUUCUAUUCAAGCUCAAUUUCACGUCCUGAACGAACACUCGCACUCCCUCGGAAGAACAUUGGAAUAUCAACUAUUUAAAUUAUGUUACAGCUAAUGUACAUACAUCUAAUUUUAUGUAUGCUUAUUCUUCAUCCUCUUGCCAGCCUUAGCUUCAGAUGUGUCCUGGCUCUUUUUUUGUGAGAAGCACAGUGUUGGUACAGAGGCUAGAGUGCAUCCAGGCUAUUUGAUUGCCAUACUCAGUGUAUCGCUAUCGGACUGAGGAGGCCAAGCACUACAUUUUGACAUGCAUUCUAUCUUUUGCAACUGAUUUCCUGGAUUUGCAUAGAGAUGAGCUGAUCCUUCACUUACUGUGUGACUAGGCAAACAGCAAGCCUACUGUUGAAAGGUACCCUGCUGUUUUGUGUUUGCAUUUUCACAGGAGUAUAGUUUAAACAGUGAGUCAGUGUACACCAUGUACAUUUGUCACUGCUGAUGUUUUUUAAUCUCUAAGGCUUGCUUUAAACUAUCGUGUCUAGGUUCAAGUGUAAAUACCACUUCCAUAUCUGAAGGCUUGUGGAAAAAUUAUGUGUACCAUAAUUAAAUGUUUUGCCUAAA